Molecule: messenger RNA, 862 nt
Organism: Bombus impatiens (common eastern bumble bee)
Lineage: Eukaryota; Metazoa; Arthropoda; Insecta; Hymenoptera; Apidae
Product: zinc finger CCHC-type and RNA-binding motif-containing protein 1
Exons: 5
Coding region: 165-836 (223 amino acids)
Biological process (GO): mRNA splicing, via spliceosome
Cellular component (GO): U12-type spliceosomal complex
Molecular function (GO): zinc ion binding; RNA binding
Source: RefSeq, a predicted model, not a curated record
ACUACUGAUAGCUUAGUUUAUGGUAUAUGUUCUUAUAGUUUACAAGACAGUUAUUCCAAUAUGUAUGCAAGAAUUAAUAUUACAUAGCAUAUAAGUAAUUUUAACGAUUUUUGUUAAAUUAAAUACAAGCGUCAUAAAUAAUAAUCGAAAUUUAAUAUGUAAAAAUGAGUGGUGGAGUAGUUCCAAGUAAAUCAACAGUUUAUAUUUCAAAUUUACCUUUUUCAUUAACAAAUAAUGAUAUACAUCAACUUUUACAGAGUUAUGGCAAAAUUGUAAAAGUGACAGUAAUGAAAAACAGAAUUACAAGAAGAAGUCGAGGUGUUGCAUUUGUAUUGUUUCUUAAUCCAGAGGAUGCUAUUAGUUGCGCGAAAAACUUAAAUAACACAGAGAUAGGUGGUCGUACAAUAAAAAGUUCCAUAGCAGUAGAUAAUGGAAGGAGUACUGAAUUUAUACGUCGCAGAGAUUAUCCAGAUAAAUCUCAAUGUUAUGAAUGUGGUGAAGAAGGACACUUAUCAUACAAUUGUAGGAACAAUACAUUAGGACCAAGAAAUCCACCAUUAAAAAAGAUUAGAAUUAGAAAAAAACAUAAAGCUAAUACUCACCAAACAAGCGAUUUUAAUAAAAAUAGUGACAAUGAAUCAGCAGAGGAUAAUUGGGAUGAAGAAGUAGAAACAUUAAGCGCUGCUAUUGCGUUAGAGCAAAGACAAAAAGAAUUAGAAAAUAAUCACAGAUUAGGGAAUAAGGGAUAUGAGGAGGAAAGUAGAUCAGUUCAUAAAUCUGGCAAAAGAUAUAAAAAGAACCAAUAUUUUAGCGAUGAAGAAGAUUUUAGUGAAUAAGUAAAUGUAAUAAAAUAAUAUAAGAA